This is a messenger RNA of Oryza brachyantha (malo sina), 1218 nucleotides long. RefSeq names its product putative E3 ubiquitin-protein ligase RING1a. Lineage: Eukaryota; Viridiplantae; Streptophyta; Magnoliopsida; Poales; Poaceae. The record is from RefSeq and is a predicted model, not a curated record. The transcript is spliced from 2 exons. Bases 182 to 652 code for a protein of 156 amino acids.
GCUCAUUUCUGAAUGAAUCGGCCACAGCGAGGAGUUAAUACCCCUGAACGCAUCAGCGGCAUCCUGAGUGCAGGAAAAAAAAAGUUGAAACAAAAGCGAAACAGUUGCAGUCGGCAAGACGCCGGCCGCCGCCGCUCUUGCCAGAAGCUCCCGGCCAGCAUCUAGAGCGGCCGUAAAGGCAAUGGAUCAGGUCGAGGAAAAGGAGGAGAACCGAUUCCAAGAACCAACAGGGGAUCGGUGCGAAGAAGAUGAUAAGGAGCAGAAGUACAACUCUGAAGAAUCAUCGGUGGACCGGCGCGAGGAGGACGACGACGAAGAGAAGGAAGAAGAAAAGGAGGGCUCAGAGGAGGCCACCUCGACAGCGGCGGCGGUGUCGUCGCUGUUCGCGCACCCCUGCUCGCUGCUGCGAUACAUAGCCCGUGUCUGCGCCUGCUGCCUUGGCCUGAGCGAUUCUUUCUGCGACCCAAAGCCAAGCGCUGUUCCUGCUCCUGCAGCUGCCGAUCCGUCUCAGCAAGGGGAAGAGGAGGGCAAGAUGACCAGUUAUUUCUUCGUGCAGGAGGCGACCACUCGGGUGCGAGCAGCACGGCUAAGGCCGAAGUCACCGGGCAAUCCGAGAGAAGGGAGCGGUGGCAAUGGAGGACACCAUCACUAGGCAUCCUGCAUCAUCGGCUUCAGUCUUCAGUUGAGCAACCUACCUAGCAUCUAGUGUAUACAUGGCCGUGUUUACUUUAAGCAACGUGCUUUGUAAAAAAAUGAGCCUGAACAAGUCCUAGUUUAUGUAGACUUCUCUGAUCUGAACUUUCAAUAAAAACUUGUAUAUCAUAUGAUCUUUCUGCGAGUUAGUAACUAGGAGUAGUUUUCAAUCUGGGUCUCGAGUAUUUUUUUUUUCCGAGUGGGUGAUGCUACGUUGUUCCUGGAAUUGAAGUGGUCGACGGCUCGAGGCAGAUCCGGCUAACCUGCUUUGCUUGCAUGCGAGACAUUUGGACGCUGGAAGGGAGGAGAACUCAGAUUGGUACGUGCAGAUGCACCAGGAAACAAUCAGCGAAAAAUGCUGUUGUCUGAAUUUGCGCCACAUGGAUACAUGGUCCAUCUCAUGGUCGUAUAGAUCAACUGCAGCAUGUAUCUAUGGACCGACGUACGUGCUCACGCCGCUCUAGCAUCUACUCUAUCCUUUCUAACUAGUCCUUCCGUUCAUUGUCAACAUAUUUAACAACACCU